CUUUUGUAGUGUACUGACUUUAAUUCUUAACUCACAGCUUGCGUCUCUUUGUGUUAAUAAGUCUUUAAUAACGUGUUACUUCUUAACUUCCUUUUUUAAUUGGGUCACAAACCACAAUUCUCCUCUUCAACGUCUCUUCUUCUCUUCUCCCGUUCUCCAGUUUCCUCAGCAACCAACUUAAGCAAGAUCCUUAAUCAAGAAGAUCCAAUGGCAAAUCCCAUCACAAGCUCUCAGUUCUUGGAUGAUCAUGAAGAAGAUGAUAGAGUAAAGAGGAGAAGAUCAUCUUGGGCUCAAAAAGUGAUCGACUUGAAAGAAUCAAAGGCUCAGAUUAUUUACUCUCUUCCAAUGAUAUUCACAAAUCUUUUCUUCUAUUGUAUCCCUUUAACCUCUGUAAUGUUUGCUUCCCACCUCGGCCAACUCGAGCUCGCCGGUGCAACCCUCGGCAAUGCUUGGGCCACCGUCACGGGUUUUUCCUUCAUGACAGGGUUAAGUGGAGCACUUGAGACAUUGUGUGGACAAGGCUUUGGUGCAAAGACCUACAGAAUGUUGGGGAUUCAUCUACAAUCAUCUUGCAUCGUCUCAUUAGCCUUCACCAUCCUCGUCUCAAUCUUCUGGUUCUUUACAGAACCGGUUUUCAGACUUCUAAGACAAGAUCCUAACAUCUCAAAACAAGCUGCACUCUAUAUGAAGUACCAAGUUCCCGGUUUACUCGCUUACGGUUUCUUGCAAAACAUUUUGAGAUUUUGCCAAACACAAUCCAUCGUUACUCCACUAGUCAUCUUCUCUUUUGUUUCCUUGGUUAUCAAUAUCGGUAUUGCAUAUGUUCUGGUUCAUUUGGCUGGACUUGGAUUCAUUGGUGCUCCAAUAGCUACAUCUAUCUCAUUGUGGAUGGCUUUCCUUUCCCUAGGAACUUAUGUGAUCUGUUCAGACAAGUUUAAGGAAACAUGGACCGGAUUUUCGUUGGAAUCAACCCAUUAUGUAGUAAUAAAUUUGAAAUUAAGCCUCCCUUCUGCUGCUAUGGUAUGCUUGGAAUAUUGGGCAUUCGAGAUUCUUGUGUUCUUGGCAGGAGUGAUGCCUAAUCCGGAAAUCACCACCUCUUUGGUAGCUAUAUGUGUCAGCACGGAAGCAAUUUGCUACAUGUUAACAUACGGACUUAGCGCAGCUGCAAGUACUCGUGUGUCAAACGAACUCGGAGCAGGAAAUGUAGAAGGCGCAAAGAAGGCGACUUCUGUAACCAUUAAGUUGUCUUUAGUUCUUUCUCUCUGCGUAGUGGUUGCUUUACUUGUAGGUCACGAUAGUUGGGUUAGGUUAUUCAGCAAUAGCCUUGUGAUCAGAGAAGAAUUUGCAUCAUUGAGGUUCUUUCUUGCUGCCUCUAUAACUAUUGAUUCGAUCCAAGGUGUUCUUUCAGGAGUGGCCAGAGGAUGCGGAUGGCAGCGAAUGGUCACGGUUAUAAACUUGGGAACAUUCUACUUCAUUGGAAUGCCUAUUGCAGCUUUUUGUGGUUUCAAGUUGAAGUUUUACGCCAAGGGUUUGUGGAUUGGUUUGAUUUGUGGUUUAUUUUCCCAAUCAUCAUCUCUCUCAGUUAUGACAAUUUUCCGGAAGUGGACAAAGCUGAAUGCUUCAGUAUGAAAACUAGUUCCAUUUUUCUACGGAGGCGCCAAUAUAUUUUUCUUAUUACUUCUCUUGUGUAACUCAAGGUAAAAGAUGUUGACAUAUUUAUAGGGAGGACAAAAGCUGAAUGCUUGGGUCUGAAAACUCAAUAUUUUUUCUGCCGAGGCAAAUUCCAUUUCUUAAAUGUGGAAUUCAAUAUUUUUUUAAAAAAUUGUUAUUUUUGUAUUUAUAUUUUUUUUCCUCAAUUUUUUUUCUGGUUCUUGGAAUGUAAGAACAUCACCAAUGGUAAAAUCUUUUAAGUUGGGUAUGUAGAUAUAUUAUAUUAAUAUAAUUUUAGAUUAUAAUUAAAUUUUAAAAAUAAAACAAUUGAACUUA
Molecule: messenger RNA, 1986 nt
Organism: Thlaspi arvense
Lineage: Eukaryota; Viridiplantae; Streptophyta; Magnoliopsida; Brassicales; Brassicaceae
Source: the annotation of a GenBank genome assembly